Cebus imitator (Panamanian white-faced capuchin) is the source of this 1969-nucleotide messenger RNA. RefSeq names its product myoneurin-like. Gene Ontology annotation, molecular function: RNA polymerase II cis-regulatory region sequence-specific DNA binding; protein binding; DNA-binding transcription activator activity, RNA polymerase II-specific. Gene Ontology annotation, cellular component: nucleus. The record is from RefSeq and is a predicted model, not a curated record. Gene Ontology annotation, biological process: regulation of transcription by RNA polymerase II. NCBI's taxonomy places the organism in Eukaryota, Metazoa, Chordata, Mammalia, Primates, Cebidae.
CUUUAAAAAAAUUAUUGGUCCUCCUAAGAUGGCGGAGAGAGAGUGAAGAAACUGUUCCCCCCUUGGGUUGCUAUCGAUCAAGGGUAAAAUUCCAUUCUGAUACCAAAAUGCAGUAUUCGCACCACUGUGAGCACCUUUUAGAGAGACUGAACAAACAGCGGGAAGCAGGUUUUCUUUGUGACUGCACCAUAGUGAUUGGAGAAUUCCAGUUUAAAGCUCAUAGGAAUGUGCUGGCCUCCUUUAGGGAGUAUUUUGGUGCGAUCUACAGAAGCACUUCUGAGAACAAUGUCUUUCUUGAUCAGAGUCAGGUGAAGGCUGAUGGAUUUCAGAAACUGUUGGAGUUUAUAUACACAGGAACUUUAAAUCUUGAAGAGAUAUCUAGUAUUACUGGAAACAUUGAAUUGAAUCAACAGACUUGUCUUCUUACUCUGCGAGAUUAUAAUAAUCGAGAGAAAUCAGAAGUAUCUACAGAUUUGGUUCAGGCAAAUCCUAAACAAGGGGCAUUAGCAAAAAAGUCAUCUCAAACAAAAAAGAAGAAGAAGCCUUCCAACUCCCCAAAAACAGGGCAGAAUAAAACAGUGCAAUAUCCCAGUGAUAUUUUAGAGAAUGCACCUGUUGAAUUAUUCCUAGGUGCAAAUAAACUGUCCAUACCUGUAGGAGAACAAGUUGCAGAAAUAAAUGAUAAUUCAGAACUCGAGUUGACAUCAGUUGUGGAAAAUACUUUUCCAGCACAAGAUAUUGUGCAAACUGUUACAGUGAAACGGAAAUGUGGAAAAUCACAGCCGAACUGUGCUCUGAAAGAACACUCUAUGUCUAAUAUAGCCAGUGUCAGGAGUCCUUAUGAGGUGGAGAACUUCGGGGAAGAGCUGGAUCAGAGGUAUUCCAAGGCCAAGCCAAUGUGUAACACAUGUGGGAAAGUGUUUUCAGAAGCCAGCAGCUUGAGAAGGCACAUGAGAAUACAUAAAGGAGUCAAACCUUAUGUCUGCCACUUAUGUGGAAAGGCAUUUACCCAGUGUAACCAGCUGAAAACCCAUGUAAGAACUCAUACAGGUGAGAAGCCAUACAAAUGUGAAUUGUGUGAUAAAGGAUUUGCUCAGAAAUGUCAGCUAGUCUUCCAUAGUCGCAUGCAUCAUGGUGAAGAAAAACCCUAUAAACGUGAUGUAUGCAACUUACAGUUUGCAACUUCUAGCAAUCUCAAGAUUCGUGCAAGGAAGCAUAGUGGAGAGAAACCAUAUGUCUGUGAUAGGUGUGGACAGAGAUUUGCCCAAGCCAGCACACUGACCUAUCAUGUCCGUAGGCACACUGGAGAAAAGCCUUACGUGUGUGAUACCUGUGGGAAGGCAUUUGCUGUCUCUAGUUCUCUUAUCACUCACUUUUGGAAACAUACAGGUGAAAAACCAUACAUAUGUGGUAUUUGUGGGAAAAGUUUUCUUUUCUCUGGAGAGCUCAACAAACACUUUAGAUCCCAUACAGGAGAAAGACCAUUUGUCUGCGAAUUAUGUGGUAAUUCUUACACUGAUAUUAAAAAUUUAAAGAAGCACAAAACAAAAGUCCAUUCUGGUGCAGAUAAAACUCUAGACUCCAGUGUAGAGGACCAUGCUUUGAGUGAACAAGAUUCCAUACAAAAGAGUCCUUUAUCAGAAACUAUGGAUGUGAAACCUUCUGACAUGACUUUACCAUUAGCUCUUCCACUUGGGACUGAGGACCAUCACGUGCUUCUGCCUGUCACAGAUACUCAGUCUCCUACAUCAGAUACAUUGAUGAGGUCAACUGUGAAUGGAUAUUCAGAACCACAGUUGAUAUUUUUACAACAAUUAUACUGAAUGUGAGGAAUAUGGAAUUGCUAAGAUGUCAUUGAUAGCAAACAUCUCUGGUAAGGUGCAUAUAUUCACAUUAAAUUCCCAUUCAUUUGAGUUGUGACCAUUAUUUUUCAUUCACUGAAGUAAAAGCACCUGAUGCUGCAUCACAA